Molecule: messenger RNA, 1392 nt
Organism: Dendronephthya gigantea
Lineage: Eukaryota; Metazoa; Cnidaria; Anthozoa; Malacalcyonacea; Nephtheidae
Product: serine protease inhibitor dipetalogastin-like
Exons: 11
Coding region: 1-1392 (463 amino acids)
Biological process (GO): cell differentiation; multicellular organism development
Molecular function (GO): protein binding
Source: RefSeq, a predicted model, not a curated record
AUGAAAACAGAACUGAAAUGUUCGGCAGCUUGCCCGAGAAACUUCGUUCCUCAAUGUGGUACAGACGGCAAGACGUACGCUAACUCGUGUACCCUAAAACAUGCGCAAUGUGAAAGUGACGGUGAAAUUAGAUUAGCCCAUCAUGGGGAGUGCGAACCUAAGCCGGAGCCAACGUGUGCCGUUGCGUGUCCCACAAAGCGGCUAAGUCAAGUAUGUGGAUCAGAUGCCAAUACGUAUCCUAAUUAUUGCAUAUUGAAAGAGACCGCUUGUCAGUUCGGAGAGGAUCUCAAAGUCGUUCACAGAGGACCUUGCGAACCAAAGUGUAACCCAAAGAUCCCAUUGCCAUGGAGUCCUGAAUGUGGUACGGAUGGUAUAACAUAUGGUAACAAAUAUGAGUUGAAAAACGCCUUGUGUAAGAGUGAUGGAGAAGUGAGACUGGCUCAUCACGGAGCGUGUGAGAUUAAGCCAAAGACGUGUGCUGUUCCUUGUGUCAGAAAAGCGCUUUUUCCAGUAUGUGGAUCUGACCGCAAUACGUACCCCAAUCAUUGCAUAUUGGAAGAGACCGCUUGUCAGUUUGAAGAAAACAUCACAGUUUUACACAAAGAACCUUGCGAACCGAGAUGUUCGGCAGCUUGCUAUAAAAACUUCGAUCCUCAAUGUGGCCCAGACGGCAAGACGUACGCUAAUUCAUGUACCCUUAAAUAUGCGCAGUGUGAAAGUGACGGUGAAAUUAGACUAGCCCAUCAUGGGGAGUGUGAACCUAAGUGUCCGGAGAGAUGCACAGUGGAAUACGAUCCCCAAUGUGGUACAGAUGGUAAAACAUAUGGUAACCCGUGUUUUUUGAAAGUUGCCUCGUGUGAGAGUGAUGGAGAAGUGAAACUGGCUCAUCAUGGAGAGUGUGAGCUAAAGCAGGAGGAGACUCAGGUGACGUGUGCCGUUCCUUGUCCCAGAAGGCGGCUCCGUCCAGUAUGUGGAUCAGAUGCCAAUACUUAUACUAAUGUUUGCAUAUUGAAACAGACUGCUUGUCAGUUCAGAGAGGAUCUUAAAGUUGUUCACAGAGGACCUUGCGAAACUAAGCCGGAGCCAACCUGUAUCGUCCCUUGUCCUAAAAUACAGCUUCCUGCAGUAUGUGGAUCAGAUGGCAAUACCUAUCCCAAUUAUUGUAUUUUGGAAGAGACUGCAUGUGAGUUUGGAGAGAACAUCACGAUUGUACACAAAGGACCUUGCAUACCGAAGUGUCGCGCCGGUUGUCCAAAGCUUUACGAUCCUCAAUGUGGUACAGACGGCAAGACAUAUAGCAACCCGUGUAUGUUAAGAUAUGCUCAAUGUGGAAGUGACGGGGAAAUUAGGCUGGCCUAUCAUGGAGAGUGUAAAGUGCCUUUGAAGGAAUAA